UGCGCCCGCCACGAGCUGCGGGGCCGCGUGAACUCACCUCUCCCCGCAGCGUUUUUCCAGUGGAGCGCUACGGUUGAGUGCCACUUCCUCAACGGCACCGAGCGGAUGAGGUUUCUGGUGAGGCACGUCUACAACCGGCAGCAGUACGUGCACUUUGACAGCGACGUCGGUCUCUUUGUGGCCGACACGGUGCUGGGAGAGCCUUCUGCUCAGCUCUUCAACAGCCAGCCGGACGUGCUGGAGAAGAACAGGGCUGCGGCGGAAAUGCUCUGCGGCUACAACUACGAGAUCGUGGCCCCUUUGACGCUGCAGGAGAGAGCGCCCGAGGUGAGGAUCUGCGCGCUGCAGUCAGGCUCCCUGCCCCGAACCGACCGGCUGGCUUGCUUCGUGACGGGCUUCUACCCACCCGAGAUCGAAGUGAAGUGGUUCCAGAACGGACAGGAGGAGACGGAGCGCGUCGUGUCCACGGACGUGAUCCAGAACGGGGACUGGACCUACCAGGUGCUGGUGGUGCUGGAGACCGGCCCGCGGCGCGGGGACAGCUACGUGUGCCGGGUGGAGCACGUCAGCCUGCGGCAGCCCAUCAGCCGGCUC
Messenger RNA from Meleagris gallopavo (turkey), 594 nucleotides. The record is from RefSeq and is a predicted model, not a curated record. Lineage: Eukaryota; Metazoa; Chordata; Aves; Galliformes; Phasianidae.